AUACCAGAAGCAGCAGCAACAAAUUUUUAUAAUAAAGAAGAAGAAAUGUUGGAUGGUAGCGUUGCAGCGACUGAAGUAACUAGUCCAUUUUUAUUAAUGUUAUGGGGACAUGGUGGUUGGCUUUGAAGAAAUUAGUGGUGUGUUUUCAAAGCCAAAUUUAUAGUGAAUGGGCAAGUAUCCAUACCUCAAAAUCAAUUUUACGCAGUGUUUUAGGUACCCACUGAACGUCGACUGCAACUCUCUACUUUGUACUUCCUAUAUAGAUCGAUCUUUGCUUGGUGUAGUGUAAAUUCUCUGUUUGAAGAUAUGGAAGAAGCGAUUGUUUCGGCGAUCUUGGAGCAGAUGACUGCAAUCACCAUUAAUAAAGCAAUCGAAGCCGGGAGUCUGGUGCAAGGUGCUGAGAAAGAGGUGGAAAGGCUUGAAACCAAUUUUAAAGCACUCCGGUUGGAGCUUGAAGAUGCAGAGGAGAAAGAUUACGUGGACGAACGGGUUAAACUAUGGUUAGACAAGUUCAAAGAUGUUUCUUAUGACAUGGAAGAUGUAUUAGAUGGGUGGGAAACUGCAGUUCAGCAGUUGCAAACAGAUCCUUCUGGCUGUGCUUCUGUUCGUAAGUAUAAGGUAUGCCCCUUCGUUUCAUGCUUUUCUUCCGGUUCUCAAGUUUCCAGGCGUUAUAAUAUUGCUACCAAAAUAAAGGAAAUCAAUGAAGAAGUAGAUGAGAUUGUUGAAGACAAAUUAAAGUUUGAGUUGAUACAAAGAGAAAUUAAGCAACUCAAACGUCCAGAAACUACUACUUUUGUGGUUGUUUCAGAGUUAAUUGGUCGAGAUGCAAUGAAAGAAGAGAUAAUCAGCAUUUUGCUAUGUGAAGACAAGUGUAGAAAUGUUCCCACUAUCACUUUAGUAGGGAUGGGAGGGAUAGGGAAAACCGCUCUAGCCCAAUUGAUUUAUAAGGAUCAUAGAAUUCAGACUCAUUUCACCAAAACAAUCUGGGUUUGUGCGUCGGAUCCCUUUGAUCAAACCCAAAUUGCAAUGGCAAUUCUGGAUCAUCUUGGCCCUGAUUACUAAUAUCCCUCCCAACUCCAACAUUGCAAAGUAUUUUAAGUAAAAUAAGCGAAAAGCUUACAAGGGAGAAAUUCCUCUUUGUUUUUGACGAUGUGUGGACGGAUCGUGAUCAAGAUUGGGAACCACUAAAAGCGGCUUUUAAAUACGGCAUGCCUGGGAGUAGUAUUUUAGUUACUACUGAUAAGGAAUCAGUUGCUAGGCGAAUGGAGUCGCUUCAUGUUUUUCGUCUAAAACUUUUAUCGGAGGAAAUGUGUUGGUUGAUACUUUCUCAAAAAGCAUUUACCGGAAGGAGCCAAGCGAGCCGUGAAAUUUUGGAAGACAUUGGAAGGAAGAUUGCAAACAAGCGUCAAGGUUUACCGCUUGCAGCAAAAACUUCGGGAGUUUUACUACAAGAUAAACAAGGAAGAGAAGAGUGGCAAAAUGUUUUAAAUAAUGUGAUAUGGAAAUAAAGUUUUGCACAUGAAAUUUUUUCACCUCUAUUAUUGAGUUAUUAUGAUUUGCCCUCACCCAUAAGGCAAUGUUUAUCAUAUUGUGCAAUCUUUCCUAAUAGCAAUACAAUAUAUAAAGAUGAAUUGAUCCAAUGUUGGAUGGCACAAGGUUAUCUGAACUCUGAUGACGACAGAAGAAGAGAAUUGAUAGGGGAAGAUUAAGUACUUAGCCACACGUUCUUUUUUCCACGUUUUUGAAAAAAAUACUUCUGGCAGCAUAAUUUCUUGUAAGAUGCAUGAUAUGGUACAUGAAUUUGUUCAGUUUUUAACUGAACAUAGAUUUGUGACAGAAGAGGUGCCUAGGAAUUCUACAUUGGACAUGUCGUCCAAAAGAGUUCGCCAUUUGAGGUUGGUAAUUCAAAGUUGGGACUCUUCUCCUUUGUCCAUUCGUCGCAUAGAGAAAUUGCGAAGCCUUGUAGUAGUCUCCGAUGAUGAAACAUCCGGUGAUGCCCUACAAGAUUUGCUCAGCCGAUCCAAGCUUCUAAGGUUCUUGGAGUUUGAUUCGCUUCAUCUACGCCCUGAACAAAUUGCUGGUGGCGUGAAAAAUUUGAUUCACUUGAGGUACCUUAGCUUGAUUUCUUGUUCGGGGUUAGAAAAAUUACCUGAAUUAAUCAGUUUGUGAGUUGAUUAAUUUACAAUCUUUGAAUCUUCGAGGUUGCUUGGAUCUUAAGAAACUGGCAGUUGGAAUGGGGAAACUGAUUAACUUGAGGUAUCUUUGUAUUAACGAAUGUCCUUGUCUGAGUUACUACCCUAAAGGGAUACGUCAUUUAACCUCUCUCACGAGAUUAAGUGCUAUCAAAGUGAUGGUGAUAUAUUCAGUAUUGAGGAUCUUGAAAAUUUAGACCUCCUGAGUGGAAACCUUUGUGUUGAUUUGAUAGGAGAUGCACUAAAUUGGGAUGAAGCUAAUAGAGCCAAGCUUCACAAGAAAAUACAUCUCAAGAGGACUGAUAUAUGGAUCUGCUCACCGAAUAUAAAGUAAGAAGAGGUAUUUAAAGCUUUAAACCCACCAUCCACCUUGCUUGUAGAAUUGUUCGAUUACAAGGAGUGGUUGGACUUCGAUUGUGCUCGCUUUAUGAGGAUAAAAGUGAAGGAGAAGAUGCAGGAGAAGAUGAACUGGAUGAAGCUGCAAUACCUUUGGUGGCCAAAUUAUGUUCUUGAUUUUAUAGGGCCGCUAGAACCUCCGGAAGUAGGAAGAGUACAAGUGAUUGAAAAGAACCAAGAAACUAGGUAAAAACUUUGAAGCUUUUGCGUCAUCAAGUUCUCCAUGAAAUGGCAGUUACUAUUCCAUUACUCAAUAGUCCUACUAUAUGGUGAAUGGUAGUGAGUUCGAACAAUUUUUUUUGUAGCGAUAAUGUCAACUGAGAGAGGUGAUCUUGAUGGUAAAAAGUAGACAUGAAGAAAGAUAUGUUCAAUUCUAGGUAUUUACGGUUCUUAAGGGGAAGAAGAAAACAAAUAAUUAGUGUAGUUGUUCAAAAAUCUGUAAGAAUUUGUGUGCUUCCUGCCACUUUUAGAUUGUGGUAUGGUUUCGCCAACAUUUUGUGUUCAGUUAAUUUUUUUUUAUAGUAAUUUAUAGAGUAAAAAAUAAAAGCUCAAAAA
This is a messenger RNA of Gossypium arboreum, 3143 nucleotides long. Its product is annotated as putative disease resistance protein RGA3. The transcript has 3 exons. The coding region runs from base 307 to 1062 and encodes 251 amino acids. The record is from RefSeq and is a predicted model, not a curated record. NCBI's taxonomy places the organism in Eukaryota, Viridiplantae, Streptophyta, Magnoliopsida, Malvales, Malvaceae. Gene Ontology annotation, molecular function: ADP binding.